Molecule: messenger RNA, 765 nt
Organism: Amphibalanus amphitrite
Lineage: Eukaryota; Metazoa; Arthropoda; Thecostraca; Balanomorpha; Balanidae
Product: adhesive plaque matrix protein-like
Exons: 3
Coding region: 248-673 (141 amino acids)
Cellular component (GO): extracellular matrix
Source: RefSeq, a predicted model, not a curated record
AUAUGUAACCUGGGCAGUGGCCAGUGAACAGUGAAAGAAGUAACGUUUUCGAUCAGCAUCUUGAUAAAUGGCAUUGUUUACCGGCUUCAAAUAGGAAAGCUCACAUAAUUUAUUUUCAGCGCCCCGGCGUUGGCCACGCCCGUCCAUCGGCGAAUGUCUAGGUCACGGCCCGGCUCCGAGCCGUAUAAAGCCGCUCCGGCCCGCAGGUCGGCAUCAGUUGAUCACACAGCUCCACAGCACACUCAACAUGAAGUUCUUCGUGGUUGCCGCCCUGCUGGCCGUUGCCGCCGCCGACAGCGCGCCCUCCUACGCGCCCAGGCCCGCCUACCACCCCCAGCCGGCCUACAAGCCCGCUCCCUACAAGCAGGAGAGCUACGACCAGCCGCCCAAGUACGACUACAGCUACGACGUCCACGGAUACGGAGACUACGAGCCCGUCUUCAACGCCCAGGAGGCGCGUGACGGCUACGCCACCCAGGGAUCUUACUCGGUUGUGCUGCCCGACGGCCGUACCCAGACGGUCACCUACCGUGUGGAUGACGCCUACUCUGGCACCAUUGCUGACGUCACCUACGAGGGUGAGGCCCGCUACGACGAGUACAAGCCCAGCUACAAGCCCAGCUACCCUCAGCCGAGCUACAAGCCCACCUACAAGCCCGCCUACGGCAACUAAGUCAGAAAUACGUGUAUUGUAUGCGUGAAUGAAUUCUGUUUGUGUUGUAUUUAUUGUGUGAUGUCCUUUGUCAAUAAAGCCAAACAACGCUA